AUGCAUUCACACACACCACGAAUUUCAUGUGAUAUUAUUCAAGCUCAUAUUUUACCACUUCUUCCGUUGGAAUACAUUUUGGAAGGAUCCCUCUUUCUCGUGUGUCAAGAAUUUUAUGAACAAUUAUUUCAUAAUGAGCAAGUGUGGUCUGAAUUGUUUGCAAGAUUAUGUCUUGGUAUGAUGGAACAUGGAACUUGUAAUGCUUUCAAAACAACCAUGACUCAUGAUUUUAAUAGCUGUGAUUGCACCAUGACCGUGAAAAUACCAUCGAGCAAUUCGGAUGAAAAGAAGAAAAAACACCAUGCCAAACAGGAUUUCAAACAGAAUUCUUCAUCCAAAAUUAGAACAAUUACUCAUGAUGAAAAGAUUGGCAAGUUGUUGAACAAGUUGAACGUGGACUGGAAAUAUCUGAGAACGUUUUGUUUAUUGAAAUUUCACUCAUUCCACCAAAGCCAACAAGACUCAAAGAAUGGAUAUCCCUUUUCAUAUAUGGUCAUGACGUAUACACCAUCAACACUUAAUGAUCAAAUUUAUUGUCGUUACACAAAUUCCAAGCAAACACCUCAGUAUUAUGGUCAGUGUUGUGAAUCAGAGCGUGGAGCUACCUUAAAAUUUGCAGCGAUUGAUUUUGAGAUGGAUUACUUUUUUGUAAAAGGACUUCAAGAAGAUUGUAAUUAUUCCAUUGGUUGUUUGACAUUUCAUUUUCAAGGUUCGGCCCAGGCAAAAACGAAAUCCAGAACACAUUCACUUACGAUUACUGCCAAGAACAGCUUGUUGUUAGAGCAUGACUCAAAACAAUCACACAUUGAAAAUCGCAGUAGACACACCUCAAAAGAGAUUGUACUCACUCAAUGUAAAGACUCUGAGUAUUCUCGACAUGAGCAAAUUGCAACGUGGAUGGAUUGGAUGGGAGAAGAACAUGACAAUGAUCCAGAAUUUGAUUAUUCGUACUGGUUCUGGGAAUUUUUGGACACAUUGAUUUCGGAUCAUCAACUUCUCCCUCUAGCUAUCGAUGAUCCUGAUUUUGAAAUGAAUCAACAGUUUGAGCAGUAA
Messenger RNA from Naegleria lovaniensis, 1053 nucleotides. RefSeq lists its product as uncharacterized. Lineage: Eukaryota; Heterolobosea; Eutetramitea; Acrasida; Naegleriidae. The record is from RefSeq and is a predicted model, not a curated record. The transcript is spliced from 2 exons. Bases 1 to 1053 code for a protein of 350 amino acids.